Mercenaria mercenaria is the source of this 6503-nucleotide messenger RNA. RefSeq names its product interferon-induced protein 44-like. The record is from RefSeq and is a predicted model, not a curated record. NCBI's taxonomy places the organism in Eukaryota, Metazoa, Mollusca, Bivalvia, Venerida, Veneridae. Bases 252 to 1085 code for a protein of 277 amino acids. The transcript has 6 exons.
GUAGCUUUCAACCCGACUAUGACAAACUACCAGAAAAUCAGGGAACACAAGAAAAACAACGUGUAAUUUUCAAACUUUUAAUGAAGAAUUGAAACAUAAUGUUUGUCAACCUUUAAAGUUGUAAACUAGAAUGUCUGAUAAAGAUUCCUUGAAUUUAUUAUCUCUAGAUAAAAGGAGCUAUUUCCUGUGAUAAAUUAUUGUGCCACUGUUAAACAUUAUAUUGCUUCUGUGAUACAAGGAGGUUGCAGAGAAUGGGUGAAAUUCUAAGCAAACCCUGGAGAAAUCCAUCAGACUUGACACUAGAGUUGGAUGAAAAGUUGCGAAAAGAAGUUGUUGACAUUCAAAAGGACAGAAAACUGAAAAGAAAGCCAAACAUCUUAGUUUUAGGACCCGUAGGUACAGGGAAGUCAUCUUUCAUCAAUUCGGUUAUAUCGGCUUGCAGAGGAAGAAUUGCAAAAGAAACUAAAGUUAGAGAAUUGAAAACGAGCUGCACAAGACAGUAUGCUCAGGCUGCCGCAACGGACCCUUCGAUUGACUUUGUAAUGUUUGAUACUUUUGGCGUAGCUGAAAAAUCCUCACGUGGAUUUAACGUCAAUGAUGUGGUGUCCGUCAUAAAAGGACAUGUGAGACCAGGUUAUACCUUCAAAGAAGAUGAAUCCAUAACACCUGACAAUAAAACAUAUUACAUCACUGACCCGAAGAAAGAAGACCAGAUUCACUGUGUUGUCUUUUUACUGAGUGCAUACGAUGUGCAUCGUGGAUAUCUCAGUGACGUUUACAAGGAUAAAUUAAAGGAUUUGCAAAAGAAAGUUGAGGAGCUUGAAAUUCCAUUUCUCGUUGUACUGACCAAAUGUGAUCUCAUAUAUGGAGAUAUCAAGAAGAUUUUUAAGAGUCGAGACGUAUAUAAAGUUACAGAAGCUGCAAGGAAAAUAUUCGAAGUUCAGGAAAAUGAUGUCUAUCCUCUGAAGAAUUACAACACAGAAAUUAUGUCAGAUCCAAUGGUUAAUAUACCAAUACUUCUGGCGUUAAAGCAAAUUCUUUAUCAUGCUUAUGAUUAUCAAGACAGACAUGACAGAGUAAAUUAAGCACGAUAUAGAGACAACCAUCAAACUAUAGCCGUAGUUAUCAAGUCCAACAAAAUUUUGCCGAAUACAUUUCUUAAAUACAUUUAAGUCUCUAUGUCAGAUAAAUCCUAAAAUCCAAAAUUAAAGCAAUCUACGCGAAAACCAAAGAAAAAAAAAGCAUAACAAUAUUCGAUUACAUGUAAAAGUGAAAAUAUGUAAACUAUGUCACAUUUUGUACCUCCUAGUAUGACUUUUAAGGAAAUGAGCUAAUAAUUAAGAUACAGUCUACCUAAUUGCUGCUUAUUUUAUAAAAGUAGUCCUCUACACAACAUUUUACAGAAUGUUUCUCCUUAGGAAUAAUUUUUAUUUAUUUUGCUUAUUUCUUUUGUUUGCUUCAACAAUCUAGUUCUUAAGGUAGGUCGCUACUUUUCAGCAAAAUAUCGGCAAAAUCUCAGAUCUUGAUAAUUUUUGGUAUACAUGAACACAAAUGCAUUAGCUUUCGUUUAGUAGCGUUAUUCUGUAAAUAUACACCGUUAUUUUUGAGCGCCACCUAGCGGUAUAUGUAAAACGGCGUCUUUUUUACAUUAAAUACAUCUGAUUUUAACAUUUGUUAUCCGAUUUCAUUGGUUAAAAGUGUACACUGUUGUGUUGAAGUACGUCUUUCUGAAGAAUAUGAUUUUAAAAUAUUUUAUUGAUGUUCCACGGUCCUGCAGUUCAGUUUUCCUCCCGACCGACGUCCAUAACCGUUAAAAAUAUCGCACGGCAUUUUAAAGAAAAUGGAAAAAUAAGCCAAAUUUUAAACGAUAGAUUUCGCUAUAAUUUUUUUCUCGUAUAGUCAAAAGACAAAGGAAACUAUAAAUGUAAUAAAAAAUAGGGGUCAAAGUGUAAGUUUUUAAAAUAUAAUCGUUUCAAAAUGAAUUUAUAGAUGAAAUAUGUGUUACGUUACUGUAGACGUCAUUUACUUUUUUAUAUUCCAUGUAGCUAUAUAGCUACAUUGGCUACUUGACCUUGAAUGUAAGAAUUAAAAACUUUCGAAAGUUAACAAAUGCAACAAGGCUUUUUUAAUAUUAUUAAUGACAAUGGUGAUUUAUUUCCAUUAUUGUAUAUUUGUAUAUCAAGCAACAUGUGACGCGUUCUUAUAAUGUAUGCUUUUAAGCAUAUCUUAUUUUUGAAACUGACAAAUCUCUUUUCAUUUUUAUCAUCCACUUUUUGCGCAAAAAAGUUGUACACUGCUGAGGAAAUGACGUCAUUAAGUAUAAACAGCAAACGAUAAAAGUAACAAGAAAAAAGGGAAAAUUUUCUUCGUUAAAUAAAGAAUAACGCAGAGAGAUUUUAAAACAACAUUCGUUUAAGAACCCGACUACUGUACAGACAGAUAAUGCUUCAGAGACUGCCCCGCAGACGACUCGGAUCAGAUUUCCAGGAAUCGCGAGCGAAGAAUAGUGGAACUGAAAUUCCUUGCAAGUGGUUUAUCUUGCCACAACUGGCGGGAACACCUGCAUUUGUAGGACAUUGAAAAGGAGAAACGAUUUGGCCUUGCCUCUAUUUCAGACAUAAAUGUCGAGGCUGUACUAUGAUAUGUUCGGUAGCGACAGGGAAAAUGCACAACAUAGAUGGAUCAGGAGCGGCCCGAUGCUUAGAUAUUAAUACCAAACUCGCUGCUGGUUUGAGUAAAAUUUCAGUGUUUUAGUUAAUUCUAACACUUUUGAUUGUUUUACUUUGAAUAGAUGAAUAGAUUUUCUAACAAAUUAACGUGCACACCGUAGCAUCGCGGCCAAUGUACCCCAUUCAUUUGGGUCACAAGAUGCGUGUGCUGAUCACGAGUGGUGUCGAUUCAAACUAGAGAAAGAUUACAAGCGUAAGUCCCUUUCACACUGCAAGGAUUUAGCAGACGACUUUUUCAAGAAAAGACCUAGAGGACCUUAUGGGAAAAUAUACAACACCUGCUGAAACUUGCUGAACUACAGUCAACUAAUUCAGUAGAAAAUAUGAACCAGUUGAUUGCAAGAAAGGCUCCGAAAUCAAUGUAUUUCUCAGGUUCGGAAAGUCUUGACUAUCGUGUUUCUGCAGCCGCAACACAAAAGAACGAAGGAAGCAGCUAAAUAUUCACGGUACAUAUGACCUUAAUUCUUUAUUAUUCAAUAAUAAUAAUACAAUAAUACAAAAACAACAAUAAUAAUAAUAAUAAUGAUAAUAAUAAUAAUCCUAUGAGAGACUACGUCAGUCACGCACACUAUGUGAUACAGUACGCGGACAUGCACUGUAACAGGUUAAUGGCGUGCGCAUGUGAUAGCCUGAAGGUUAUAGGUCAGUAAUUUAAAUCCUUCUUUGUUUCAUAUAAAAAACGACAAUUUCAUGUCGUCUUUACGUAUCUUUAGAGAACAUCACUUUUUCCUACACCAAUUUUUCAUGAAAGUUCUAUCACAAAUUAACGCAAAAAUGAAAAGAAAAUAGGUGGUUGAAUAGUUCCUAGUGAAAUGCCAGUCAGUUGUGGUCUGCUACCCUAAAAAUGGCGCAUAUUUGCUCUCCUCCGCGCAAUAAAUACUUACUUCCCGUUUCGAUCUGCAAAACAUGCCAUGUGGGUUGUAUGAACAUGAAAACCGUCUCAUUUCAUGCAGCAUGUAUUCUAGUAGCGAAAAAGUGUGAUUAAAGCACUCGUUCCACACGAAUUUGCGCAGAAAAUGGAAAAAAAAUUAGGAUAUAUUUAUUAUGGACUUCUUUCGUCUACACCACGGAAGCACAUUUUCGACCGAAUUACUGACCUUAUUCCUGAAUACAUCUACGUCCGGGUCAGUCAAGUCAAAUUCCUUUUACAGUGAUUAUACAUGGAAAUAUGAGGAACAUAUGUACAAACAUUUUUACGUUACACGUAUAUAAAGUAAAAGGUAUAGAUAUAAUUCAACGAUACUUGGCGACACGUGACUUGCCCGUUAUCCUCAGCGGUUUUUGCAUUUAGGCGAGUAUAAUUCGAUUUAAGGCUUUGAGCAGUGAAUGCACUUUCAGCAUCUGGAACUUCUAAGGAAGAGGCAACUAGCUUGGAUAUGAAUAUAUCACAUCGAGGAGUUAUACAUGUGCGCAUGUGAUAGCCUGAAGGUUAUAGGUCAGUAACUCAAAUCCUUCUUUGUUUCAUAUAAAAAACGACAAUUUCAUGUCGUCUUUACGUAUCUUUAGAGAACAUCACUUUUUCCUACACCAAUUUUUCAUGAAAGUUCUAUCACAAAUUAACGCAAAAAUGAAAAGAAAAUAGGUGGUUGAAUAGUUCCUAGUGAAAUGCCAGUCAGUUGUGGUCUGCUACCCUAAAAAUGGCGCAUAUUUACUCUCCUCCGCGCAAUAAAUACUUAACAUGCCAUGUGGGUUGUAUGAACAUGAAAACCGUCUCAUUUCAUGCAGCAUGUAUUCUAGUAGCGAAAAAGUGUGAUUAAAGCACUCGUUCCACACGAAUUUGCGCAGAAAAUGGAAAAAAAAAUUAGGAUCUAUUUAUUAUGGACUUCUUCCGUCUACACCACGGAAGCACAUUUUCGACCGAAUUACUGACCUUAUUCCUGAAUACAUCUACGUCCGGGUCAGUCAAGUCAAAUUCCUUUUACAGUGAUUAUACAUGGAAAUAUGAGGAACAUAUGUACAAACAUUUUUAUGUUACACGUAUAUAAAGUAAAAGGUAUAGAUAUAAUUCAACGAUACUUGGCGACACGUGACUUGCCCGUUAUCCUCAGCGGUUUUUGCAUUUAGGCGUGUAUAAUUCGAUUUAAGGCUUGAGCAGUGAAUGCACUUUCAGCAUCUGGAACUUCUAAGGAAGAGGCAACUAGCUUGGAUAUGAAUAUAUCACAUCGAGGAGUUAUACAAUACUAACAUUUUUACUCGCGCUUCGCACUCGUAAAAAUAUUUAAUUGUAUCACCUGUCGAUCAAAUCUAUUUCAUAUCCACUUAAAACAAAUAAAUAUCAUGUAUGUACAUUUACAAUUUUGUUGAUGGUGAAAUACAGUUCAUUGUCAUCUACGCUGUCAUUUAAACUGUUCGGUAGAAAAAUCUAUAUUAAAGGUGGAAAUCUUGAUGUUAAUAACAAUAAUCGUAGUCGUUUUUUUUGUUCAGGGGUAGAUGCAAAUAUCAUUCAAUUAGUUGCUUUAGAACUUCAAUCUGAGCGGACAUUCGAAACCUAUGUUUGCCCACCAUGUGGUAAAAUUCCAAAAGCCGUUACUAAGUUAACAAAUAUUGAAAUACACAGGAUCAAUAUGUUCUACGGAUUUAUUACAAGGCACACAGUGCAGAUGAGGAUGUACUUGCGUUAAAUAAGCUAGUGAAAACUGUUCACAAUUUAGAGGGAAAAAUAAAGACUUAUUCAGCGGAUGAAAUUAAAAUAAAAUUAGAAAGAAGUGAAAACCAGAAAAAGAAUAUGAAUAACUACGACGAAAUUCUCGCUAAAAAGUUAAAGUAAAAUCAAAAGCCAAAAAUGUUAUCUUCUGCCGGUAUUUCAACGAACCACUUGAAGAUUCUACACAACAGAUCGGGAUAUGACGGGUUGUACAUUUUGUUUCACAAGCUUUAAUCGGCCCCUGAAAAAAACUGCAAAGGAUGUUGUAAAAUAUUUUGACGAAUUGAAAGACACUACUGAUUGAUGUUGAAUUUUAUUUAUUUAUUUUGUUGGGUUUAACGUCGCACCGACACAAUUUUAGGUCAUAUGGCGACUUUCCAGCUUUAAUGGUGGAGGUAGACCCCAGGUGCCCCUCCGUGCAUAAUUUCAUCACGAGCGGGCACCUGGGUAGAACCACCGACCUUCCGUAAGGCAGCUGGAUGGCUUCCUCACGUGAAGAAUUCUACGCCCCAAAUGAGGUUUCGAACCCACAUCGAUGAGGGGCAAUUGGUUUGAAGUCAACGACUCUAACCACUCGGCCACGGAGGCCCCGAUUGAUGUUGAAAGAGAGAUAAAUGUAUUGGGUAUAUAAAGACGGAUAUACUGAAAAAUAUUCAGGACUGGUUUAUGUUACAGAUGCUUUUACUACAAAAUGUAUCAUAAACGUUAACUCCAUUUUACAAAAACUCCAUUAAACUAUCAUGUGAAUGCCUCAAUAUGCACUUUGACGUCGACGUCAAAAUAAAACCGUAAAUGACGCCAGUGUAUUAUCUAGAAAGUAAAAUAUUAAAAAAUCUUACCCUUUGACCUCUAUAUUUUAUUUUAUUUAUAUGAUAAUGUAUUAUUUGUCUACACAAUUUGAAGAUAUGAAGAAAAUCUAUCGUUCAGAAAUAGUGUAAUUUUACAGCAUUACUUAACAAAACUGGCGCAAUUUUAAGACGUCAAAACCGGGUUUGGGCUUAGAAAUAAAACUUUAUUGCUUUUAUUAUUUAAUACAACUUUAAAUACUUACAAAAGCUAUACAACCGAAUAUCUACUCUUUGAUAUAAGCCUUUAUUCUACAAAAUCGGUUAAUAAAUGUUAAAAUCAGA